AUGGUUGCAAGAUUUUCAAACCGAGCCAUUCCAAUGGGAAAAUCGUACUCCUACAGGCCUAGAAACAUUGACAUCGAGCCGACGCAACAAGAAUACGAAGUCGAAUCAGAAGACUCACCAAAAAGAUUUGCAGACAACGAAGAGGCCCCGAGGCCGGCCGCGGAAAACUCCACUUCCGCUGGACCGCCCAGAGGCGAAUAUGAGCCAAGGCAUGAGCCAAGGCAUGAGCCAAGGCAUGAGCCAAGGCACGAGCCAAGGCAUGAACCAAGGCACGAGCCACGGCAUGUACCAAAGCAUGGUUCCCAUCCCGAGCCAAGGCACGAUUCCAGAUACGAGCCAAGAUACGAGCCUCGCGAAUACGAACCUCGCCAUUACGAACCCGACUAUUAUGAACCCCUAUUUGACCCAAGAUUCGACCCCCGAUUUGACCCCCGAUUCGACCCAAGAUUUGACCCCAGAUUUGACCCCAGAUUUGACCCCAGAUUCGAACAAAAAUUUGAUCAAAAAUUUGAACAAAAAUUUGAACCCAGAUCCAAGCGGGUCCGAUUUGAACCCAGUCCAGGCGGCGGCAAAAUGGCAAGAUACGAUGACCGAGGAGCUCAACAGAGCAGGGCUAGGAGAUCCAACUGGCCCUACAGUCGUCAAACCGAUUCUUACUCCGGCUUUGCUCACCCAGAGCCGCGGCCUUUCUUUUUUGACCCAAUGCGUGGGGGGCGAGAAGAGCGGCAAGACGACUUUCCCCGAUUUGCUCCAACCAAGCAGUGGUACCCAAAAGACUACUUUUUCGGAGCCGAUGGAAAUCCCCACCAGCAGCCCGAGCUCGAGCCAACGGACAGUAGAUCAAUUCGGGAACCCGUUGGAUUUGCCGGACAUGAUGCCAAGGACAGUUUUGCAAAGCGGUCUGCCCAAUUCCGAAAGCAAUUUGGAGAGAUCCCAAAGAAUAGCAAAGAUGCUCAACCUAAGGUCACCGCAGUCAAAGUUGAACCUGGUCACACCACCGCCACCAUCGGCGACGACGACGAAGAAGUCGACUCCGACUCAGUCGAAUCGCGCGAAUCAAGCGACCCCGAGCCCGAAGGAGCCCCAAUCAAGGACCUUUCCAAUUUUUGGAAAUGA
Messenger RNA from Oikopleura dioica, 1116 nucleotides. The record is from the annotation of a GenBank genome assembly. NCBI's taxonomy places the organism in Eukaryota, Metazoa, Chordata, Appendicularia, Copelata, Oikopleuridae.